Molecule: messenger RNA, 204 nt
Organism: Acaulospora morrowiae
Lineage: Eukaryota; Fungi; Glomeromycota; Glomeromycetes; Diversisporales; Acaulosporaceae
Source: the annotation of a GenBank genome assembly
AAAAUGAAGAGAGCAAGAAUGAAACCAGAAGCAAUCAUGUACAAAAAGAAAUCACUUACCAUUGAUAAGAUGCUGGCUUCGAAAAAGAAACAAUAUCAGGAAGCUGUCAUAGCUGUAAUUAUAAUCAUGAUUGUACCUUUCAUCCUGAAGAAACUAACAAAAUUAGAUGGAAUAGAGCCAACAAUUAAGCCAUACUUAUCAUGA